AUGGCACAGGUUCCUGAAUCUUAUGAAUAUUUGUUUAAGUUUUUGAUUAUUGGUAGCGCUAGUGCAGGAAAAUCCUGUAUAUUACAUCAGUUUCUCGAACAAAAAUUUAGAAAUGAUUCAAGUCACACAAUAGGAGCUGAAUUUGGCAGUAAAGUUAUUAAUGUUGGAAAUAAAAACGUUAAACUUCAAAUAUGGGACACUGCUGGACAAGAAAGAUUUCGAGCGGUGACACGCAGUUAUUAUCGUGGAGCUUCAGGAGCUUUGUUGGUUUACGAUAUUACAAGUCGUGAAAGUUACAAUGCCUUAACGCAAUGGCUAUCUGAUGCUCGUACAUUAGCCAGUCCAAAUAUUGUUAUUAUUUUAUGUGGAAAUAAAAAAGAUUUAGAAAGUGACAGACAAGUAACAUUUUUAGAAGCUAGUCAAUUCGCCCUAGAAAAUGGCUUAAUGUUUCUUGAGACAAGUGCUUUGACAAGUGAAAAUGUGACCGAAAGUUUUAUAAAUUGUGCUAAAAGCAUUUUGACGAAAAUUGAAUCAGGUAGUAUUGAUCCAUUACGAAUGUAUUCUGGCAUACAGUGUGGCAGUACACUUGCUCGUCGUACACCAAAUUCUGCUGCUGCUCAGAAUCAGCAAACAAUCAACACCUCUGCUCCAGAAUGGUACGAUCCACAAGCAUCCAUUACACGUACAUUUCAAGUGUUAUUUUAUCCGCACGACAAUGGCAUCGAAAUGUACGACACGAAAAUACGUCGACCAUUCUUAAAACGAACGAAAAUUGAUACAAUGAAAUUAAGUGAUUUUUUUAUCGGAAAUACGAUCAACGUCUUUUCGCGCUCAUUAAAAGUUGUCGACUUUGGUGAUGCAUUUACAGCGAGAUGUGUUGGAAAAAACCAAGAAAGAACACUAGCCAUCAUCAAACCGGAUGCUGUUCGGUAUUUGGGCGAUGUCAUUAGCGCUGUGUAUGAAAACGGUUUUACAAUCGCUCGUAUGAGAAUGGUUCAGAUGUCACAAAAUGAAGUUAUGUAUUUUUAUUCUGAGCAUAAAGAUAAAGAUUUUUUCAAUCGCUUAGUGGAAUUUAUGACAAGUGGUCCAGUUGUUGCCAUAGAACUUGUGGGUUCUGAUGCGAUAGCGAAAUGGAGAAAUAUUAUUGGACCAACAGAUUCUCAAAAAGCGAAAGAACAAAGUUCUCAUUCACUUCGAGCAAGAUUUGGAACGGAUGGAACAAAGAACGCUUUACAUGGCUCAUCUUCUUCGACUGAUGCGAGUCGUGAAAUUUCAUUUUUCUUUGACUCAAAAUAUGGUAACAAUACAGCCUGUUAUAACGAUUCCACGUGUUGUGUUAUAAAACCGCAUGCAGUGGCUGAUGGAAGAGCUGGACAGAUAAUCAAUCAGAUAUUAUUAUCUGGUUUUCAGAUAUCAGCAAUUGGCACAUUCAGCUUAGACAAAGUCAAUGCAGAAGAAUUUCUUGAAGUAUACAAGGGCGUUGUUCAUGAAUAUCCAAAACUAGUUGAAGAAUUGAUGUCUGGUGCUUGUAUUGUACUUGAAAUUCGUGCACAAAAUGCACCAAUUGUUUUUCGAGAUUUUUGUGGACCACAUGAUCCAGAGAUUGCUCGACACAUUCGUCCUCGUACACUUCGCGCUUUAUAUGGUAAAGAUAAAGUCAAAAAUGCCGUUCAUUGUACCGACUUACCAGAAGAUGCUACGUUAGAACUGUCGAUUGUUUCAAAAGUCACUGUUCCACCAUAUGGACAUCGUCAAGGAUUUGUUCCAAGAAAACCUGAGAAUUUUGGUGAUGGUGGAGCCUUUCCUGAAAUUCAUAUGGCCCAACAUCCGUUGAAUAUGGGCUUAAACAAACAGCAAACGUCAAAUGCAUUGCAAUUGCAAAUGGAUGCUAGUGGAAAGCCAAAAUUUGAUGCUAUUGUUAAACAAAAUGUUAAAGGAAGCAAAAUUGUAUACUCAAAAUUUACCGACUUAUUACCAAUUGAAGUGCGAGAAGAUGAUCCAUCAUUACAAAAACCAUCUGAGGAUGAUUUAAAAGAGAAAACAGAAAAAACUCGUCAAGCAUUAGAAAAAAUGAUUGCAACAAAAGUAUCGGCUGCAUUGCCUGUUCAACAUGCUGAAAGACAAGCACCCGUUCAAUAUAUACGAUACACGCCUUCACAACAGGGCGCUGGAUUUAAUGCCGGUGCUAAACAACGUAUUAUUCAAAUGGUUGAAGUUCAGAAAGAUCCAAUGGAACCACCAAGAUUUAAAAUAAACAAAAAAAUUCCUCGUGGACCGCCUUCACCUCCAGCUCCGAUUAUGCAUUCACCAACAAGAAAAGUCACUGUAAAAGAACAACAAGACUGGAAAAUUCCGCCAUGCAUAUCAAAUUGGAAAAACGCUAAAGGUUUCACGAUUCCGUUGGAUAAAAGAUUAGCAGCUGAUGGACGUGGACUACAAAGUACAGCCAUCAAUGAAAAUUUCGCAAAAUUAGCCGAAGCUUUAUACACAGCCGAUUUAAAAGCUCGUGAAGCUGUUGAUAUGCGUGCGAAAGUUGAGACAACGUUGGCGAAGAAACAAAAAGAAGAGAAAGAAGCACGAUUACGAGAUCUGGCUAAUCAUGCAAGAACAGAUCGAGCUGGAAUUAGAAAUGCAGAUAAAAAAGAUGAAGAGGGUAUGGAACGUGAUCAAAUUCGCCAAGAAAGACAUAAAGAAAGACAAAGACAAAGCGCACUUCAACGAGCGGGACCGGAUAAACGUAAUCGUCCAAAAGAACGUGAUAUCAGUGAACAAAUUGCACUUGGAGUACCGAAUGCCGGAGCUUCUGGUGCACAAUUUGAUGCAAGAUUGUUUAAUAUGCAAUCGGUAAGAAUUAUAUUAUUUAAACUCCAUAAACGUGAAUAUUAUUUGCCAUUUUUGUUCAAGGGUAUUGGUCGUGGAUUUGGCGAUGAUGAUGAUUAUCGAGUGUAUGAUCAACCGUGGGGUUCAUCGACAACAGUCGCAUCACAAAUUUACAAACCAUCCAAAUCAGCUAAAGAUACUCUCGGUGAUACAGAAGCGUUGAUCACUGCAACAAAACGAUUUGAACCGGAUCGUGGAUUUAAAGGAUCGGAUCGUACUACAACACGUGAAGGACCUGUCCAGUUUCAACAAACUGAAGAAGAAGAUCCAUUUGGAUUGUCUGGUUUCUUGAAAGAAGCCAGACAUGGUGUAGCACCUACGACUACAACAUCGUCGUCUUCUAAACGAAGUACACAAGAUGAAAGAGAGGGACACGGAGGAGAUAAAAGAAGAAAAAGAUAA
Messenger RNA from Didymodactylos carnosus, 3282 nucleotides. NCBI's taxonomy places the organism in Eukaryota, Metazoa, Rotifera, Eurotatoria, Philodinida, Philodinidae. The record is from the annotation of a GenBank genome assembly.